This is a messenger RNA of Salvia hispanica, 4226 nucleotides long. NCBI's taxonomy places the organism in Eukaryota, Viridiplantae, Streptophyta, Magnoliopsida, Lamiales, Lamiaceae. The record is from RefSeq and is a predicted model, not a curated record.
UUAACUAACAAAACAAAUUAGGAGUUUGAUCUUAAGCAAUAAAUGCUACAAAUAUAAUUUUAACCAGGAAUUGGUGAUGAUGAGCACAUGGUUUCAUAGCAAAUCAAGGUAUUAAGCAAGAUUCAGAAAGGGCAGUGUUGAAUAAGUUAUCUGGAUUCAUUUGAUUGAUCUAGGAACUCAAUUCUGCUAUCUUGUGACUAUUGGAAUUUUGUAAAUACUUUCAGCUUCUAAAAUCAGAUAUCUGUGCCCUAAGAAAACUAGCUUCAAGUCAUUUGUUCACUACUUCUUUUCGGGCAGCAUCAGUUUAUCAUCUUUGAGAAAAAUGGACUUUAGCCUAAGUUUUGUCACUGUUUAUCAUCAGUAAUGGGCACAGAACUUGUUGGACCUUGCAUCAAAGACGACUGUAUGGAGAUUCCCUCAAUCCCCCCUGGUUUUGAGUCACUUGUGCCCUUGACUUUAAAGAGGUCAGAGGAUAAUCAAGUUGGCAGUUACUCAAGCUCUGGCAAUGCUUUUGAACAACAAAUAGUCAAGACAGAGGUGGACUUUGACAGUAAUGAUGACUCAAAAGCUACGAAGUCCAUUACACGUAGGGUUGGAAUAAAGUAUAGCCAGCUUGAUCACAGUUCUGGUGAUGAACACGAAUCUCAGCAGAUGCAGCAUGUCUUGAGGCACCAACUCCCUAAAGGGAUCAUUCGUGGGUGUGAAUCUUGUAAGAACUGCCAAAAGGUAACCGCAAACUGGCGUCCAGAAGAAGCUCGCAGGCCCGAUCUUGAGGCGGCUCCUGUGUUUUAUCCUUCUGAAGAGGAGUUUGAGGACACCUUAAAAUACAUUUCUAGUAUACGUGCUAAAGCAGAAAUUUAUGGGAUUUGCCGCAUAGUACCACCUCCUUCAUGGAAGCCUCCUUGUCCUCUAAAGGAGAGAGAGAUAUGGGAGAAGUCCAAGUUUGCUACUCGAGUUCAAAGGAUUGACAAGCUUCAGAAUAGGAAUACAAUGAGAAAGAUAUUGCAAGUUAAUCAUAAUAAAAAGAGGAAAAAGAGAAGAUGCAUGAAAAAUGGACUUGAUAAUGAAACCAAUAAUGAGGAAAUCAAAAUCCCAGAUGAAUUUGGACUACAUGAGGCUGAUAGGUUUGGCUUUGAACCUGGUUCAGAAUUUACCCUGGAUGCAUUCCAGAAAUAUGCUGAUGAUUUCAAGGUCCAGUACUUCCGAGGUAACAAUAGUUCAGAAUCGGUAGGUAAUGGCUCAGUGAUUCAGCGGCAGGACUGGAAGCCUUCAGUAGAAAAUAUUGAGGGAGAAUAUUGGCGGAUGGUGGAGAAACCAACUGAAGAAAUUGAGGUGCUUUACGGGGCUGAUCUCGAAACAGGCGUAUUUGGCAGUGGAUUUCCUAAAACUGCUGAGCAAGUUAGUUCAGAUUCUGAUGUAAAGUAUAUUAAUUCGGGAUGGAACUUAAAUAACUUCCCUAGGCUUCCGGGUUCUGUUCUCUCAUUUGAAAGCAGUGAUAUAUCUGGUGUUCUAGUUCCUUGGCUGUAUAUAGGGAUGUGUUUUUCGUCGUUUUGUUGGCAUGUUGAGGAUCACCACUUGUAUUCAUUGAAUUACCUGCAUUGGGGUGCUCCAAAACUGUGGUAUGGGGUUCCAGGAUCGGAUGCCCUAAAGCUGGAGGCAGCCAUGAAGAAACAUCUGCCAGACCUCUUUGAUGAACAGCCUGACUUGCUUCAUAAGCUGGUCACUCAGCUUUCCCCCUCAAUCCUAAGAUCUGAGGGAGUGCCUGUUUAUCGGUGUGUCCAAAAUGCUGGGGAAUUUGUUUUGACAUUCCCUCGAGCAUAUCAUGCCGGAUUUAAUUCUGGCUUCAAUUGUGCUGAAGCAGUUAAUGUUGCUCCUGUUGAUUGGUUGCCUCAUGGGCAUAAUCGGAGAUGGUGCGGGAUUUAUUCUUGCUAUCUGCCGCAGAUAAAUUAUUUUUUUGGUACUGCUCGCGUUGAGACAGAGAGGGUCCGGAGAGAAUUCCUUAGCAGUUCCUCAACGGCGCUGAAGAUGGAGAGCACUUUUGAUGCUACUAGUGAGAGGGAAUGCAGUGUAUGCCUGUUUGAUUUGCAUCUAUCUGCUGCAGGUUGCCACCACUGUUCACCCGAUAAAUAUGCAUGCUUGAACCAUGCUAAACAGCUAUGUUCAUGUUCAUGGGGUGCUAAGUUUUUCCUUUUCCGCUAUGACAUCAACGAAUUGAAUAUCUUGGUUGAAGCUCUAGAAGGGAAACUAAGCGCAGUAUAUCGAUGGGCAAGACUUGAUCUUGGGCUUUCUCUAAGUUCUUAUGUCUCCAGGGAGAAUAAGCAAUUACCUGGGGUCAGUGGUAAAUUAUCACAUGCCUCUCAAGGAUCGGCAGUGAAAGAUAUGGGUUCCCAAGUCACCAUCCUAUCUUCAAAAGAACAGAAAGGCAAAGCAGAUGGAGCUGUUCCGAAUCAUACCAACUUUGUUGGCAGCCCAAAUUCUUCUCAAAAUUCGAAGCCACCUGUGGUGGUAUUGGCUCUGCAAAACAUGAAGGCAACAAACUCAUCUUCCCAGAAAGCUGAGGUAUCCAGUUCUUCUCUGGAUUGCAAGCCAGAGAACUCUUUGCAGUUAGCUUCUAGAUACAAGGCCUUGUCAAACCAGCUUCCAUCCACAAAGGAAAGCUUAGCUUCGGAGAAACAUGAAGGGAAUCGAUUGUCAUGUCCUGGUAGUAAUGAAGUUGUGCUCCUCAGUGAUGAUGAUGCGGGAAGUGAACCAAGCGAAGAACCUUCUGUUGUAAAGGAGGCAUCUGAGAAGCAUACAGUAGGAAUUCAGAAGCAAGUUUGCCCUGAAAAUAUUGGUUCUGGUCAUUGUCUUGACAAACCAGCCUCAACAACUGUCGUUGUUGACCAUUCUGCAAUUCUUGAGAGGAUGAAGAAUGGUUCUGGUUUAGAGGGGGUAAAAGUUGAAGACCACGCAAAAGGUGAAACGUGUCCUGAUACCAGUCCACAUAGCAGCCCUUGCUUUAAAAUCUCCAUACCAGGUAAAGGUUCUAGUGGAGAUGUCCCAAAAAAGGAGACUCCGAAAUGCAGUGAUGCCAAUGUAGAUGGUGGCCACAAACCAAAACAAAUCUAUGAAGAAAAAUCAUGUAAUGGAGAUAGUAAAAAGAGUGUGGAGUUAAUUGUUGAUUCUGGAGCAGUUGACAACAGUUUAACUGUGCCAUGUAAUCAGUCUGGCUCCCCAAACAUCUUGGAUAGAUAUUAUCGCCAGAAGGGGCCUCGCAUUGCAAAGGUGGUUAGGAGAAUUAAUUGUAAUGUCGAACCCUUGGACUAUGGGGCUGUGUGUGCUGAAAAGUUGUGGUGCGACAGUCGCGCUAUUUACCCAAAGGGAUUUAGGAGUCGGGUCAGGUACAUAGAUGUCACAGAUCCAUCUAACAUGUGCUACUAUGUCUCUCAGAUUCUGGAUGCUGGACAAAUUGGACCUCUAUUUAUGAUUUCUGUGGAGCAUUGUCCUAGUGAAGUAUAUUUUCAUGUCUCUGCUGCUAGAUGCUGGGAGUUGGUUCGGGAUAGAGUAAAUCAGGAGAUUGCAAAACAACAUAAGUUGGGAAGACAGAACCUUCACCCUUUGCAGCCUCCAGGGAGUCUGGACGGAAUGGAAAUGUUCGGCUUUUCUUCUCCAGCUAUCGUGCAGGCAAUUCAGGCUCUUGACCACAAUCGUGUGUGCUCAGAUUACUGGAGAUCGCGGCCGCUGAUGCAGAUCCCUCAGCAAUCUCAGUAUGCAGAAAGUAGCAGUGUGAAGAGUGAAGAUGAUGAAGGCAGGAAAAGGGAAAGGCGUGCUGCUGCUGAGAAAAUACUUGACUGUCUACUAAAGAAGGCGAGCUCAGAGGAACUACAAACCCUGUACAGUAUUACACAUAACAACAAUCCCACCAGCGAGGAGCAGAGCUUAUUAAACCGCCUUCUCAACGAUGCGAUUCACAAGCACCCCUAGUAGACUUCCUGCCUUGCUGGGGGCUGUAUUUGUAAAUGCUGAGCUCCAUUUUAGGUUAUCAUACAGAUCUGCUAAUUUUGAUUCUCAUUCAUUCCUGUGCCAAUAAUAGUAAUUCCAUUCUUUCAAUCGACGUGUUGUUAUCUGGAAAUUAUGAUGUUGUAGAUAUUCCAAAUUUAGUGAAAUACAUUACACCAGUAUCAUUAACAUGUACUAGUAACAUUUUAACAUGGGCACUGACAUCUACCGAACCUGAUUUUGUUUUC